AGCCAACCCCUACAUUCAUCAGUGAUUCUGAUCCGUCUCUACGACAACAAGGCAUACACAAAUAGGGUCUCAUUGUCCCAGUUGAAGCCAUUCAGAUGCCACUUACAGCCGUGCCGAGUCCAGAACUGAUGGGUGAAUAAUCUCUCACCACAUUUGAAGUGACCUUGACUUCUUUUACCAUGCCAACCAAAUCCAGGUCUCAAAGUUCUCGGCCUGCCAAGAAAACUAGGGGUCCAAAAACACCCAAAAAGAGGUCGCCCAGUGCCAAAUCCACCAAGACAGAGGUGGACCUCCUCAGCCCAGCAGCCAUGGAGAACGUCUACUACAUUUCCCACAAUGCAAUGGACUGUCUGCACUUCAGAGGCUUUGGAUGGCCAAAUUCAAAUAAGAAGAGAACAAAGCGCAAGAAGAAAAAGUAAAUUAUUAUAUAUUCUUUUGCCAAAUAUAAUGAAUAUUCUAAAUAUUUGCCUAAAAUGUGUAACAUUAAUGGUGCCAUCUUGUGUACACUUUUAUUGACAACCCAUGUGUACCAGGUACUUGGUGCUAGAACCAGUGCAAAGCAGAUUUAAAAAUGUAUGUAUUGUCUUUUUCCAAAAAACAGAAAUGUGCCAAUCGAACUUUACUUCAUUCACGAGGCAAACACUUCUUAACAGCAACUUUAUUGUAAGCUGAAUAAUUCAGAUUCACGAAUGUCAAGAUUUGGCAGUUCUUUUUUACACCAGAAGCUUGUCAAGGAAAACCUUUUGAUUAUGUGGAAUACAACAGAAGAGAACAACUGAAUGCUUUAUUACAAUUCCCUUUAAAGAACAUUGUGUACACCUAAUGUGAAUAUAAUGAAUGUUAUGUGCAAGUUAUCACACCAGAGUGCAUCAUAGAAAAGGCAACAGUGCCAUACUGGACCCAAAGUGUUCCCACCAGUCAGUUGUUAUAUUCUUUAAAUCCAGUUUUUGUACAAUUUCUUAUAAAAAUAGGCUACAAUGAGAACAUGCCUAUAAAACUAAGGUUAGAAAUAAGUGUGGUUCCAGGCACUGUUAAUAUUCUCAUAUACAUUUUACAUUAUCAAAUGUACUCAUUGUAACAUAGCCAUGUCAAAUAAAUAGUUUCUCUCCA
This is a messenger RNA of Gymnodraco acuticeps, 1110 nucleotides long. Its product is annotated as small lysine-rich protein 1. The transcript is spliced from 3 exons. The record is from RefSeq and is a predicted model, not a curated record. Lineage: Eukaryota; Metazoa; Chordata; Actinopteri; Perciformes; Bathydraconidae. The coding region runs from base 180 to 419 and encodes 79 amino acids.